AUGCAGGUCCUCCCCUCGCCGUCGCCGUCGCCGUCGCCCUCGUCCCCGCCCGCCCGUCCCCGCCCCGUCCUCUCCUUCACCCCGCUCACCCCCAUCGUCUCCCCGCCCUCCACGCCCCCCAACGACCUGUCCCCGCCCCGUCCGUUCUUUCCCCCCGCCGCCCUCGCCGCCCUCUCUGCCCUCCCGCCCUCGCCCUCGCUCUCCUCAUCCUCCUCCUCCACCUCCACCGCCGACGACGCCCUCUCCUCCUCGGGCUCGUCCUCCGCCGCGUCCUUCAAAUCCGUGCCCUCCUCCCGCAGCCUCGCCCCACACCACGAGCGCUCCGCCCGUCCCCCACCAGACACCCCCACCGCCCCCGCCGUCCCACCCUCGACGUCUGCGCUGUCGCAUUCCAGCACACACGCCUCCACCUCCGCCUUCCCGCCCUCCGCCUCCACCUCCACACACACCUCCACAUUCACAGCCAACUCCACCUCCUCGUCCACCGUAUCCCCGUCCGCGUCCACGUCCGCGUCCACCCCGACGCCCCUCCAGACCCCCGCAUGGAUCACAGUCCCCCCGACGCCCCCGCCAAAGUUCCUCCCCCGCUUCCCAGCCACCGCCGCCCCCGACGACAACGAACACGCAUACCCCCCAACCCGCCGCCGCACCCACCCCCACCCGCGCCCCGCCUCCCUCGCCCUCCCGCCCUACUACCCCGCGCACGCGCGCGAUCGCGACGACACCAGCACAGGCGGCACGCACGCGGCCCUCGCGCGCGCACGCACGUUCGUCGCACCCCGCCGGCGCGACUCGGACCCGGACCCGCCGGUCCACAGGCACCCACACCCACGCCCACACCCGUACCCACUCGCGCACGCGCCCCGCCCUGACCCCGACCUCGCGCCCGCCCGCCGCCGCAUGUCGCUCCCCGCGGACCCCCAGAAGCCGCUCCCUGCGCUGCCCCCGCCGUCCCCAGCCCAGGCGGGCGCCCCGCCGUCCGCAUUCAGGCUCGCGGGUACCCUCGGGGCGCCGCACGAGCCGGCGCUCGGCGGGUCGGGGCGGCGCGCGUUCGAGCAGGAGAGAGACAGGGAGAGGGAGCGCGAGAGGAGCGGUGGCGCGGGUUGGGGGGCGACUGGGGGCCGAAGGCUGUUUCAUUUUGAGGCGGACGGAGACGGGGACGGCGUGUCGGACGAGGGGGAGGCGCAGGUCGCGCCGCCUGUGGGCGGCGACGCUGGGGCACAGGUCGUGCCCGUGACCGCCAUCACUUCUACUACGACGACGACCGAGCAGGAGGCCAAGGCCAAGAUCAAGCCGAGCAGGGGCGCCGUGCGACGCUACCACGCGCUCGUCGAGCUGCUCACCACCGAAGUCGGCUACCUCGUCGACCUCCGCGCGAUGGUCACGGUCAGUCCCCCCGCCCUCCCCUCUGCUCUCCUUGUGUACCUGCACCAGCUCGCGCUGCUCGCCUCCGCCCGCCCGCUCCCGCUCCCGCUCCUGUCGCCCUCGCGCUCGUCCAGCUUCGCCCUCGCGGGGGCCCCCGCACCCGGCGCGCCGUCCAAGCCCGCGCGCGCGGCGACGGUGCCCGCGCGCCGCCGCGGGCGCAUGAAUGCGGACAAGGACGCGGCGGGGCCGCGCGCGGGCGCGGGCGAGGCGGACCAUGAGGCCCCGACGGACGACGGACACGCGCCGCACCCACCCAAAGACAAGGACAAGGACAGGCAGGAGAGGGAGGCGGAGCAAGAGCCCGCGGGCGGCGUGCAGGCCAGCGCGGCGCGACUGCUUGCGACGCACGAGGCGUUCGUGGCGCGCUUGCGGGCUGCGCUCGCGCCCGUUGGGUUCCCGGUCGUGCCGGAGCGGGUUGUGCGGCGGGAGCGCGCGGGAGUCGGUGUCGGGGCGGGUGCAGGAGUGGGCGGGGAAGGGGGGGAGAAGGGCGCGGCGGAGGGGGAGGGCGCGAUGCGCGUGUUGGAGAGGGCGAUCGUGGAGGUGACGACGACGUUCACGACCCAGGUGCGCGUGCCUCUUCUUGUGCGCCGGCGCGGAUCGCUCACCCCCCCCUCUUCGUGGCGUCGCGCGCAGGCGGCGCUGUUCAAUGUGUACGAGGACUUCUGCGCGGACCACUUUGCAACGCUCGAGCUCGUGCACGGCCUCCAGAGCCGGCACCCCGCCGAGUGGGACGCGUUCGAGCGCCGCUGCGCGCGGCUCGUGUCCGACAUGCUCCUCGCGGGCGACCCCGAACACGGGCGCGCGCAGGACCCAGAGGGGCGUGCGGACGAGGUAGAGAAGGACCCGGACGUGGAGCGGGCGAAGGACGCCGCCAAGGACAACAAGGAGAAGGACAAGGAGAAGGACAAGGCGGACGGGUGGGGGAGGAGGAGGGAGAACAGGAAGCGCGCAAAGGUGGCGCAGACGGAGGCGCGCACGGAGCGCAGGCACUCGAUGUCGUCCCUCGUCGGCAGCGCCGCGAGCCACCCGCGCGCCGUCUCGCCCGUGCGCUCGACGCUGAACCUCAAGUCCCCCGUUAGCGCAGCCGCCGCCGCCGACCGCGCGCCCGGGGACGCGAGCACGGGCAAAGACAAGGCGGGCAAGCAGCCGCACCCGCGCGAGCGCAGCGCGCCGCUCCCGCGCCUGCAGUUCAUGGACUACCUCAUCAAGCCCGCGCAGCGCAUCUGCAAGUACCCGCUCCUCCUCGACGCGCUCCUCCAGACGCCGCCCGCGCCCGCGCCCGCCCCGCGCGGCGCCCCAGGCACGCGGCGGGAUAGCGCGGCGCGGCUCGCGGGCCUCGCGGGGCCGGACGUCGUCGUCGCGAGCGCGGCGCAGGCGAUGCGGCACGUCGCGGCGCUCGUGGACCGCGCGCAGGUCGCGCACGAAAGGCACGUCGCGUCGGCGCGCAUCGCGGCGCGGCUCGUCGCGCCGCAGGGUGCCGCGGCGCCCGCGGUCCCGUUCGUGCGCGCGCUGGGCGCCGCGGCGAUGGUGGGUGCGCUGGACGUGGUGCACCACCACCGGCUGUGUGCGCUCGAGACGGGCGCGGUCAAGGCGAAGUAUCUCGGCGCGUUUUUGUACGCGGGCGGGGGCGGGGGCGGGGGCGGGUACAUCGUGCUCGCGAAGGCCGUGCGCGGGCGGUACGAGCUGCGGCACUGGUUCGCGCUGACGGCGUUUGCGGUCGUGGACCCGCACGAGGACGACUCGCUGCUCACCAACUCGAUCCGGCUGUACGGCCACGGGCACGAGUUCGAGCUCGGCGCGUCGUGCGAGGAGGAAAAGGCGAUCUGGCUUGCGGCGCUACGCGACGUCGCCGUCGCGGACACGCGCUGGCCGGACGCCGUCGAGCCCCCGUCGAGCCUCCUCGCGGACGCGGGCCACGCCGCCGAGAACGCCGCCGCCGCGCCUCCCAACGUGCCGCCCCCGGACGACGCCGGCGGCGCGCUGCCCGUCUCUGCCUUUGAAGAGGGCGACGCUCGCCGCCCGCCGCUGAGCGUGCAGACGCAGCACCUGCACCCGCACCCGCACUCGUAUCCGCAUCCGCAGCCGCUCUCGCCGAUCGACCGGCCCGUGCUGCAUAGACCGACGCGCCCGACGCUCCGCACCGACUUUCCCGCGCACUUGCACUCGCAGGCGCAGCAGCAGCAAGUACAACAGCAGCAACAGCAACAGCAACAGCAGCAACAACAGCAGCAGGGGAGCUACGGCACAUCGUCCGCAGCGCUGCCCCCGAGCCGGCGCUCCUCGACGGCAUCCGUCAAGGCGUUCUUCUCCGCGUCGCCCGACUCGGCGCUGCUCGUGCACAAGUCGAGCCCGCAGGCGCGCGCGGAGGUCGACGCGCAGCUGCAGGACGUGUUCGACCCCGCGUGCCUGCGCGUGCGCCGCGCGGCCGAGGCGCGCCGCCCCGGGAGCCUCUUCUCGAACCUCAAGGACGGCCAGCUGUUCUCGGGCGCGUCCGCCGGCGUCGGCGUCGGCGGCGCGAUGGGCAUCGCCGCGCGCAAUCGCCUCACGAAGCGCGAGAGCGUGCUCGUGCGCAGGAAGAAGAGCUGCGUCGAUCUGGGGAACGUCGACGAGGGCGGAGGCGUCAGCGGUGGCGGUGGCGGUGGUGGCGGUGGCGGCGGGGAGAUGGGCGCGCCGCUCCCCGUCCCGGCGCGCACGCGCAAGGGGAACAGGAAGGGCCUACGCCUACCGCUCGAGCCGGUGAAGAUCGUCGACGCGCCUAGCCUGGCGGCCGCGACGGCCGGCACCGGCGGCGAGGACGGGCUCCUCCCGCACAGCCCGGAGCUCAUGCUCGACUCGCCGACGCCGCUCUCGCAGUGCUCCUCCGCCACGGGCUCGCACGGCGGCUCGGGCGCGGCGAGCCCCGCCGCCGCGGACGGCGCGGCGCACAGCUGCGAGGGCGCGCUGCAAGGGCGCCCGGGGGACUCGCUCCACCUGCUCGGCGUGCCCGCCCGCGCGCCGCAGCGCUCGCGCUCGAUGAUCGACAAUGUCCGCGGGUUCUUCCAGCCCGUGCCCGCGCCGCCCCCACGCGCGGUGUCCAUAUCGCGCCUGCCCACGUCCCCCGCGCUCCCGCGCAUGCGCAUGAAUCUAGAGACCCCGGCCACGCCUGGUAUAGCGCAGAGCCAGCCGUCGACGACGCCGACUGCGAUCACGACACCGACGCCUACGCCGACACCGACCGCGCUGGACGGGCUGAAGCGCCGCUGGCGCCAGUCUCUGCGCCAUCGCGUGCAGAGCGAGCCCGGCGAUGACCUGCGCACGCCGCGCGUCACCGUCACCGCCGAGCCCAACGAGCGCGCGCGCGAAGCGAACCGGCACACCUGGCACACGGCGAGCGACGCCUUGGCGAGCGGCGGCGGGGGCGGGGGCGGAGGAGAAGGAGAGGGGUCCAGCGCGAGCACGAGCCGGAGCACGAGCAACAGCCGGAGCAACAGCACGAGCCGCCACUCCGUCUUUGAUUUCCACUCGAUCCCCGUGCGGCACCGCUCCAUGUUCUCUGCGUCGCCGACGUACGCGCGCCGGGAGCACGACGCGGGGACUGUGCGCGCUGCGUCCGCGGCGGGGGAGGAGGAGGGCCUGACUGACCUCCCGGCGUCGUACUCGAAGAAGUCAACGCUGCGGGGCCUGUUCUCGUUCGCGCGCUCGGGCUCCACGACGAACCUCGCGCAGGCGAAGGCGCCGACGUGA
Molecule: messenger RNA, 5148 nt
Organism: Heterobasidion irregulare TC 32-1
Lineage: Eukaryota; Fungi; Basidiomycota; Agaricomycetes; Russulales; Bondarzewiaceae
Exons: 3
Coding region: 1-5148 (1715 amino acids)
Biological process (GO): establishment or maintenance of actin cytoskeleton polarity
Cellular component (GO): cell tip; microtubule cytoskeleton
Molecular function (GO): guanyl-nucleotide exchange factor activity
Source: RefSeq, a predicted model, not a curated record